Messenger RNA from Diaporthe citri, 570 nucleotides. RefSeq lists its product as uncharacterized. The transcript has a single exon. The record is from RefSeq and is a predicted model, not a curated record. The coding region runs from base 1 to 570 and encodes 189 amino acids. Lineage: Eukaryota; Fungi; Ascomycota; Sordariomycetes; Diaporthales; Diaporthaceae.
AUGCAUUGGCCUCAGCAUUUAUCAGCAUGGCUGUUCCUCGCCCUGCUAGUUCCUCAGGGUCAGACAACCUCGAUCCAAGAUCAUGCACAGUCCACCAAGAUCGUGAGCAUAGAGCACACAACGAUAGUCUGCAAUCGCACAUUCGAAGACACACGAGCCGCACUUGAGGCAUCGUUGCCACCUAUCAACACAAAUUAUUCCACGCUUCUCGCAGCCGGGGAUGUCGCCGGGGCGCUCCGGGCACUGGAAAGCCUACCUGCGCUCAAUACGUUCAUCGUCCCACCCCGGAACUUCGGCAACCUGCUGCGCACCCUCAACAAGACCGAAAAGGCUGUGCAAUACGAUAUCGGCAACCCUUACACCGCCACGCAAAUGAACUCGUUCGAGCUGGGGAUCUCACUGUAUGCGCCCAUCAGGGUGCUGCUAAGGGAGAGGGAAGGGGUCGCCGUGUUCGAGUACGACAGGCCGAGGGGCACCCUCGGCCAGUUUAGGAAUGAUCGGGUGGACAAGAUCGCGCGGGAUUUGGACCAAAGUCUUACGGCGUUGCUGAUGGAUGCUGCGGGCUGGUGA